Messenger RNA from Biomphalaria glabrata, 4767 nucleotides. RefSeq names its product protein CASC3-like. The transcript has 12 exons. Lineage: Eukaryota; Metazoa; Mollusca; Gastropoda; Planorbidae. The record is from RefSeq and is a predicted model, not a curated record. Bases 163 to 3189 code for a protein of 1008 amino acids. Gene Ontology annotation, biological process: mRNA processing. Gene Ontology annotation, molecular function: mRNA binding. Gene Ontology annotation, cellular component: exon-exon junction complex.
AUCUAGGUUAAUCUUAGUUCGAUAUUUAGAUCUAGUCUAGAUCUACAGAUGAUCUAUCUAGCCUUACGAAAAUAGAUGUAGAUCUAUCUGUCUAGAUCUAGAAUCUAUAUAUAAGACUCAUUCUGGAUUUUUAAAACGUGAAUUUUCCUAACUUAACUAACUAUGUCUGUGACUGCUAUCGCUUCUGUAGAUAAAGGUAGACGAAGAAGGGUAUUAGACGAUGAAGGCGAAGAUGAUAACAAUUUACAUUUGCCAGAGGCCACGAGACCAUCGGAAUGUGAAUCAGAAGGAGAAGUUCCAGAUAUAGAUUUAUCAGAAUAUGAAAGUGCUGUAGAUGAGGGAGGGGACCAUGAAGAGGGUAGUGAAGAAGGAAGUGAGUCAGGAACAGAAGAUGGCUCAGAGACUGAAUCUGAAAGCGGUUCAGAGACUGAAACCGAAGGGGAAGAAUAUUCUGAAGAUGAAGGGCUAGAAGAAGAACGUCAGAGUGGAGACGGAGAGGAGCAGCCUAAUAACGAUAAGCCUGAUGAUGAUGAAGACAAAAAGAAUCCAGCAUAUGUACCCCGUAAAGGUGCCUUUUAUGAACAUGAUUUACGUCAGGGAAAUGAAGGACCUGAAGCAGAGCAAACAGUUGAGGAAAAGCCAAAAAAAAAGUUGUGGCAGGAUGAAGGUAAAUGGGCUCAUGACAGAUAUAGUGAUGAUUCUCAAGCUCCCAAGUCUAGGGAGGAACUGAUUGCUAUCUAUGGUUAUGAUAUUAGAGUAGCAGACAAACCUCCUGAGGCCCCUCCAAGAAAGCCUGGCAGAGAGAAGGGGCCAAGGCAGCAUCGCAUUAAAGACUUUGUUCCAAAAAUGGCAGUUAUAGAUACAACUGAAGAUGGAACAGAUUCUGUACCAAAUCUAGGGGAUGAUGGUGUGAUUCUUUAUGGUGGUCCUUCUCCAAGAAAUUUGCGUAAAAAUAAUAUGCGCAACUCUGAUGGCAGACGAGGUGGGCGUCAUGUUAUUAGAAAUGAUGUGGAUUCUUUCAAUAACAAAAAUCAAUAUGAUAACAAGAAUGGUAAUGACAUUACCAAUCAAACUAAUGAAAUGGUACCAAAGCAGAUUGAUAAAUCUGAGGAGUUCCCAAGUUUAGUAGAUACUGUUCGGCCAGCAAAUCAAAGAAAUGAUCAAUACAAGAAACAGGUAGAUCUAGGUAAUCAGUUAAAAAAUGAUCAGAAAGUUGCACAUGAAAAAGUUUCAAAACCUCAGGUACCAGAAAAUGUUCGUCAGAAUGAUUUUAGGGAUAAAGGCUUUAAUAAAAUUCAGCAAAGCCAGGAUAGUCGUAAAGAUAACAGCCGCUACCAGCAAAGUUUUAGGGACGAUAGAAGAGGGGGUUUUAAUAACCGUAAUUCUAACAGAGAAAGAGAGAAUUCUAAUAGAUAUCAGGAUGAAAAUUGGAGAUCCUCAACUAUUGAAGAAAAAGAUAGGUAUUAUCGGAAUGAAGAUUACAAGCAAGAUUUCAACAGAAAACCACACUUUAAAGGCAAUGAUGGGCAAAGCUUAAAAACAGGUAAUUCUAGCGAUGGAAGAGGUUACUCUAAUCGAGCAAGCAGAUAUGAGCAACCGCCACGUUAUCAGCAGCAGCAGUCUCCAAGUGAUGUUUCACUUAUAAAUGAGUCCAGAGAGUACACAAACACAUCCUACAGGUUGCCAGAAGAUAAAAGUAAGCAGAAGACUACUUACAACAGUAGUGUAUCUAACACGUCUAACAUCGUCAGUGAUGGUGGUGAUGGCAGUACCUCACAGAAUGUUGUCUUCUCCAACAAAGAAAAUGUUCAGACUAUUAAUGUUACCAUCACAAGCACAACUACAGAGAAGAAAUCAUAUGCUAAAGAACGUAGAGCUAAAGGUUCAGCUCGUUCCAUGGAAGGAGCUUCAGUGGCUAGUCAUCCAGAUAUGCAAAAAUUCAACUUGAGCUCUAAUGUGCAGUAUCAAGGACCUCCACCUGGUACAGUAAAAAUUGAACCUAACAUGGUAGCUCAGUCCAGCGCCAAGCGCUAUUCAUCGCAGAGACAACAGGGUUUGGGCAACCAAGGUGUUUUUACUGAACCUCCUCCCAUAGAAAACACAAGCCCUAAACUGUAUAACCCAGCUUUACCUCCGCCUUCAUAUUAUAGAGAGCAUGGUUCAGGUCAGCUUCCCAAUCCAACAAGUGUUCAGGAAUUCUCCCCUGCAAUGCUUCCUCCUGCUGCUGCUGCUGCUUUGCCUUAUGGCCUGCCAGUAUCUACAACAGUGCUUCCAAUGCCUCCUAAUGCACAAGGGAUUGCAAAUCCUGCCUUAUUUCAACCAACAGCUGGCCCUCCACCUGUGUUAGCACCAUCUUUUCUACCUGCAGGCAUGAUGUAUGCAGGUGCUCCAAGAGUGCCACCUCCUGGUACUCCUGCUGGAUUUCCAAUCUCUAUAGCAUAUGCCUCACCUCCCCCUCCCCCUGCAUCUGUGGCUGCCUCAGUGGUUGCUACUCAGCCUCCUCCUCAAGGAACUGUGCCCCAACCAGGUAUCCAGCAAGGUGCUCAGCAUAAAAAAGUGUACAGAGGAGAUAUAACCUAUUAUGCACCUGAAUUACAACAGCCAUCAAGAGCACAUCAGAAGAGACCUAAAGCUGCAAUACCAAUUAUUGAUCCACAAGCAGUGCCUCGUCAGAAGCAAAAGUCAGAUCAACGAUCAACACCUGAAAAGUCAUCACAGCUGUCGCAUAAAUAUGUUUCUUCGCCUGGUAAUGGAAACAAUGCUAAAGGAAAUCAGCCUUCAGCUCAGACUAGUAAUGCUCAAAAAGUAAAAAGCCCUCCCACUUCACAUGAAAAUAAACUUUUCAAACCAGUGGAACCUAAUGUUGAAACCAUGACAUUGGAAUCAGAAAGUACAAAAAAAAAUUUGUCUUCUGAGGCAGACUCUGGCAUAGACGUUACAGUUAAUAAUGAAUCCAGUUCACCAACUCCUACUUGUGAUUCUGUGUUGGCUGUCCACAACAUAGGUGGCUAUGACAGUGAUUUAAAAGGAUCCUUUGCUGAGCCUCUCCAGUCUUUCAAAGAAGAAGUAGAAGUGGUGGAAUCCUUGACAAAGAAUGUUGGGGAUGUGGCAUUGAUAGAUUCAGAUAAAAAUGAAAAUUUUCUAGUCAAUGUGGAUCACACAGUAGUUCAUAACAGUGAAGUUUCAUAAUGGUAGUGUUAAUUAUAAUGUCUUAGGUUUGUUUUAAUUAGUAACUUAAUUAUUUUUAACAAUGUUCUGGUUGUUUAAAUUGAUGUUCAAUGUGCACUUGAAACCACAGACUUUUUUUGUAUCCCCCAACAGGAAGUUGUGUAUGUGCCCUUGGUUAUUUUAAUGAGCUGAUCUGCUAUCCUGAUUGUAUUUUAACUACAGCUAUUUUAGAAACAAACCAUUUUGUCAGCCUCUUUCUCCUUUUGUUUUGCAAGUACUUUUCUGUUAGAUUAAGAGGAUGUCUAUUUUGUGUGGUCUACUAAUCACUCUUAAUUACAUAAUCAAUUUGAGUGAUCCAGUUUUGUUUUCUCUGUUUCUGCAUAAGAUGGUGUAGUUCAUAUCUCAUUAGUUUUCAUUUCACCACAUAAUGGCCACAUGUACUCUACAUGUAAAAAUAACCUUUUCAUCAUUCUCUUAUUUUUGAUGGUUUAGAAAUUAACAAAACAUUCUUUUGAGCUCUUCUGGGUAACCUUGUACAAAUGAGAUUUGUGCUGGAAUUAAAUACUUACCCAUCAUUUGUUUCUUCCACAAGCUAACAAGCUAAUCAUUUUAUUUCAUUCUGCUAUUGAACAACAACAUAUCUGAUCAUUCUAUUAGUCUUUUAUCUGAAUUUUGCUUUUAUCUGAAUUUUGCAAAUAAACACAAUUUUUUGUUUGUUUUCAGACUUCCUUCAUUUGUUCUGGAACUACAAAUUAUAGAUUAAUACUUUGAGGAACUAUUUUUGCAAAAACAUAAGCAACACCCACACAUAGAAAAUUUAUAUAUAUAUAUAUAUAUAUAUAAUCCCUAACAUCCUUAUAAAGCAGAAGAUGUUUAUCUGUGUUACAAGUUAUGACCAAUAAGAUAGAUAUGACAUGCCAAGCUCAAGUCCUUUGUAUAUUUUCCUGAUCUUUAUUGAAGGUUUGAACUCAUGACUUUUGGCAUGUCAUCAAACUUUCUACCACUUAGCAACUGCGACCAAAUUGUAGACCUAUAAUUUUCCAUUAAGUUUAGUAAAUAUUUAGUCUUAGUCUUAAAAUACUUUGGGCAGCAGGUAAUCAAGUUAGAAAAAUAAUUUUGUUAUAUAAUUGCAAAAAUUUUUUUUUUGGUCUAUGUGUUACCAGAAAUCAUUAAUUUAAUUUGUUUUUCUUACCAGAAAUUAAGAUAAUUUGUAAUUUUUAAAAUGUUCAGUUUGGUUACUUACCAACAUUUUUGUUUUAAUUAAUUAAAAAAAAAUUAAGAGAUUUAAGUUCUAUGAUUAGUUUAAUCUAUGUGUUGCUAAGAUGAGGUUGAAGUUAAAUAUGUGUGAUCUUUUCGUUUGAACACAUUAGGCUAUAGGCAUUUGAUAUUUGUAUGGAUUUCAACAAUGAUUAACAAAACAUUGGCAUUAGUAUAAUAUGUGGAAGAAUAACUAAUAUGCUGGUACCAAUAGUAGUUACUUUCCUUAUUGUGUUUAAAAAUAAUGUCAUUCUUGAAUUAUAUGCAUUAUAUUUAUUUUAUUUUUGUUACAAAUUGCUUGCAGUAUGCAUUAAAAAAAUAAUAAAAUUUUAUAAAAUUUUC